GCCCGCAGCGGGUCGCGCUGCUGUGACUGCCCCCCGGCUUCUCCUUACGGAGUAACUUUUGCCUUUAGCUCGUUUUGCGCGCCUAAGCGGCUCCUCUCGGUGGGUACCGGGACACCGGCAGGAUCGGGCCCCUGAGGCAGCUUGCUGCGCCCACCAAAGUUUCUGCAGAGCUUUCGGCAUCUCUGUCCCUGCAGCCCAGGCGAGAGCCGAGCGCAGGGGGCAGGAGGUGCCCGCUCCCAGGGCCCCGGGAGCGGCGGGAGAGCGGCCAAAGCCCCUUGGGAGGAGCGCGGGGGGACCCUCUGCGGGACCGAGCCCGAGGGACCCCUCGGCCACCUCUCUUCGCUGGGGACACAGCCCGUGGGGUCCUCGGGCCAGCGCUGACCUCGGGCAUGUGCAGUCCGUGCAGAACGCAUCGCUGAGCUUUGCUGCGUGUUCAGUGUUACGCGGCGUGGGCUUAAAACUUCGUUGUCGUUCUUCUGAGUUACACUACGUCUCACUAACGAGCACAGAGAGAAGGACUGAUGUUUUCAGUAAGCCGAAGGAGGGAUAUUUUCAGUAGAACUGCUCUUCUUUUUUGUGGGCAUGUUUUUGAAAGUGACCAGCAUGUGUUUGUAGCUCAAACCAGAGUGAGCCAGGACUGGGAUACUAGAAGUCAUGGGCUGUAAAACUGACAUGCAGAAACAGAGCCUUAAUGGCCCUUGCGUCUCCAACUUGGCAGUCUGCCACCGAAGCAGUUCUCUUGGGAAAUGCCAUACUGAAAUCCUUCAGGAAAACAGGACACGUUGCUAUUGGUAUCUGCUGUGUGGUCGGGCAAGAUGAGCAGCAGCAGUCUCUCUAGGCGAACAUUACUAUUAACAUGUUUUUAAUAAGUACUGUAAGCCUAACCCAUACUCAGCACAUCUCCUUCAGGCACCAGUGUUUGCCAUGAGCUGCCAGGCAAGGACAUGAGCUGCCAUGAAAGCAGCACUUGGACAGGAGAGCCACUGUAGUGUAGGAUGCCUUGGUUUGCAAGGUUUUUUAGUUUGGUUUGGUGAUGAUGAUAAUUCUCCUCUGCAGCUCUGACUAAAGUGAUUCUAUCUACCUUCAUAGGUAUCUACUUUUAAGAACCGUUUCUUCUUAAUAUAUGUGAAAGGUGCUCUCUCAGUCCUUAAGGAAAAGCAGAGCAUAGAAAUUAGGAAUGGAAACUUCAAGCCUUCUCUUCCACAAUAGACGCUUCGUGCUGCUCCCAGGUAGGAAAUGCACACACGUGCGUUAAGUGUGAUUGCCACAGAUGUGGAAAGAGGUGAAUUGAUGUGCCAAAGGUCAGAGAGCCAGUGUUAGUACUGGAUCAGCCCGAGGAUUUCUUGGCUCUCAGCUGGUAGAUGACAUUCUUUGUUUGCAUGACUUGGGUGUACAGGACUCAGUGGUCUGUGUUUACACCAGUGGCAUCUGCAAGGAAGAAGAGACCUGUGCACACCAAAGGCGUUGUACCUGUUUAUCAAGAGCUCGGGCGGUGGCCCCUCCCCACCUAACUGUCUUCCUCUUUCUGUUGCUUGAAGCAUUACAAUCUACUAAGAACAACCUUUCUUUUUUUUUUAACACUACCCUCUCUGUCUCAAGUCAGACUAAAUAGCCCUGGUCAGGGGUUGGGGAACUUUGUUGUUCUGAGUAAUUGUUUCAGGCCAUCUGAUGACUAGGGCCACCAAAAGCUGCAUGUCUGCUCCCCUUUUGGUUUUUUAUUGGUUCUAUGCAUGGCAUUAAGGGCUUUUGUGUGUUUCUGCAUGGUGUCUCAGAAGGAUGCCAGUGUUUGUGAUUCUUUUUACAUGGCAAUGAGUAACAGGAGAAGGGAAUCUGAUGUGCAGAAACCUAACGCUGGUGUUCCACAAGCUGAUCUAACUGAUUUCUGCUUUUUUGUUUAAGAAAAGCUGUAUGUUUUUCAAAGGGACGAUUUUAGGCUGCCAUUUGCAACUAUCUACCUGCUGACUGUUGUUCUCUUGUUUCAGUAUCUUGGAACUUGCUUGCAAAGUAAUUAACACACCAUGAUAUCAGGAAACACACUUAAUGGGUUGUAUUGUGGUGUACUUUCUUUUUUUUUUUUUUUUUGGCUCAUAGCUUAAAUUAGUUCCCUGAGUGCAAUAGGUACACAGCAAACGGGGUGGUUUAUUUUUCUCAGUUGCAUUGUUUUCUUCUGACACAUCUGCAUCCCCUCUAAAACAAAUAUCCUGGCAAAAUUUAAGCUAAAUUUAGCCUCUGUUGACAAGAUGAACAUUAAGAAGCAGUAUAUGAACCCCAUGAAGAGUCUGCGUGAGUCUCCCAGCUGUCCUGUCCAGCACACUCUGCUCUGCAGAAUUGCGAUUGCAAUCCAUAGCAAUGGUGUGAUGGAAAAGGAAGCUGAAAAAAGCUUCUGGCUUGUCCAUUUAGGUCCCCUUUAAAAUGGACUGUUGGGUGGGCCAGCUCUUUCUCUCCCAAGUGUUAUUACAAUCCAUUUAGACUGGGGAAAAGCAGGUUUGCUGCCAGGCGGCAUACUUUCCAUCAGCACAUGUAAUUGCUGGGUGGUGGAGAGAGGUAGAGACUCUGGUUUUCAGGCUGGAGGGAGCGUGACCAGGGUGUGCAGUAGGCAGCAUUGUCGUGUGCCCAGCCAUGAAUUCCAGGUUUUGCAGGGAUGUGAGCUCAGCUGUGUAAGCAAAACCUCCUGCCUGUUCAUUCCUCAGCGUGGGCAAUAGGCAGGGAGGCAGGUAGCCAAGCUUUAAGCAGCCUCAGGAACGGAGAGCUGGCCUGGGGUGCAGCUGCAGCAGGACUCUUUUUUUAGCUUGUUUGUACUUACACACACGUGUGGGCCAUAAGAAGUUGGCUGAGCCAACCUUGACCAGCAGUUCAGCAAAACAAACAGGUUUUACUGCCAUGACCUGAAGGCCAGAGUAGCUGCUGAGCUUCACUGGAGCAGGGGCAGCUUUGAUUUCUGUCAUGGAGAGGAGGCUCUCAUAUAGGGCUGACUCAAAACAAACACUGUGCUGUGUUGCUCCGGCUUCCUCAUGGAAGCACUGUUAAGGCACAUGCAAAACAAGGAGGUGAUCCAAGACGACAUGGCUUCACUAGGGGCAAAUCAUACCUGACAAGUCUGGUGGCCUUCUGUGAUGGAGUGGCUGCAACAUUUGGCAAGGGAAGACUGACCAGUCAUCUACCUAAAAUUGUGUAAGACCUUUGGCAUGGUUCCACAUGAUAUCCUGAUCUCCAGAGUGGAGAGAUGUGGAUUGGAAAGGUUGACUGUUUGGUGGAUAAGGAUUUAGCUGGAUAGAUGCAACCAGAGAGUUGUUGUCAAUGGCUCUCUGUCCAGGUGGAGGCUGGUGAUGUCCUUCAGGGCUCUGUCUUGGGACUGGUGCUCUUUUAUGUCUUUAUCAGUGACAUAGUGAGAUCAAAUGCACCCUCAGCAAGUUUGCAGAUGACACAAAGCUGAGCAGUGCAGUUGACACAACAGAGAGAAGGGAUGUCAUCCAGAGGGACCUGGACAAGUCUGGGAGGUGGGCCCACAAUAAUUUCAUGCAACUGCACUUCUGCCAAGUGCAAGGUGCUGUGCCUAGGUCAGGGCAAUCCCAGAUAUGAGGACAGACUGGGAGAAGAACUCAUUGAGAGCAACCCUGCAGAGAGGGACUUGGGGAUUCUCGUGAAUGAAAGGCUGUACAUGACUCAGCAAUGCGCACUUGAAGCCCAGAAAGCCAAAUGUGUCCUGAUCUGCAUCCAGAGCAGCGUGGCCAGCAGGUUGUUCCCCUCUACUCUGCUCUCAUGAGACUCCACCUACCACAUCCAGUUCUGGGGUCCUCAGUACAGGAAGGUACAUCAAACUGUUGGAACAGGUCCAAAGGAGGUCACAAAGAUGAUCACGGGGCUGGAGCACCUCUCCAAUGAAGUCAGACUGAGAGAGUUGAGGCUGUUCAGCCUGGAGGUUCCGGAGAGACUUCAUUGCAGUGUUCUAGUACUUAAAAGGGGCUUACAAAAAGGUAGAGCAACUUUUCACAUGGACAAAAAGUCAUAGGACAAGGGGGAACAGUUUUAAACUAAAAGAGGAGAGAUUUACAUUAGAUGUUAGGAAAUUUUUUGCUUGGAAGAUGGUGAGGCACUGGAACAGGUUGUCCAACAAAACUGUGAUUGCCUCACCCCUGAAAGUGUUCAAGGCCAGGCUGGAUGGGACUUUGAGCUACAUGGUCCAGUGGGUGGCAUCCCUGCUUAUGGCAGGGGAGUUGGAACUUGGCACUCUCUAAGGUCCCUUCCAGCUGAAACCAUUCUGUGACUCUGUGACUGCCUCAAAGAGAGUGAGAGAAGGUUUGUGCUGGUAUGUGAGGGUGCACAACAGGCACACCCACUGCUGAGAAGGACCUAAGUGGCCUUAGACCACCCCCUAAGGUUCAGUCAAGGUCUCUCCAACAUCUAUACACGUAUAGUUGAGGGAGACCCUGACUUAAACUCUCUAUUUUGAGAUUUAAAAAUUAUUUUAACAAGUGAGGUUGUGCAAUUCCCAUAGCAGCAGUACCCACACAGCACUUCAUAGUUUCUUUCCUCCAAGCAGAAGCACCUGCUGCACCUUACUGACCCUGAGCCACCAUGAGACCAGGCAUUGCUGGCCCUGAGGGCUUACAAACAUCCACUAGGAUAUUGUGAAGACUUCCUGGCUGUGCUUCAGCAGUGGGUGACUGAAUAUAGUCUUCUCCGCAUCACGGCAGUAGUAGUAAUGUGAAGCCUAAUGAGCACCUGCAAAGCUGUGUAGCAGGGAAGGAACUGCCAUGCCUGUGGGAAUCUUCCGGGUGUGCCUACUGGUGAUUACAGCUAUCGUCAACCACCCGCUCUUCUUCCCUAAGGAGAAUGGCACUGUCCCCGAGAACACGGAAGAAAUCAUCCAGAAGAUGAAGGAGCGGGAGGAGAGCCUUCGGCUGGAACAGUUGCGCUUGGAGCAGGAGAUUGCAGACCAGGAAGCCACACAGAAGGCUCUGGAAAAGGUUCCAUUGGUAGUGGAGGAAACUAAAGAGGAAAAGGUCCGAUGGGAUAUGUGGACUGCCCUUUCCAUGAUCAUCUUCCUGCUGAUCGAGCUCUGGAGGCAGGAUUUCCAGGAAGGGAAUUGGCAGGACAUAGGAGGAGAAGAGGAUGACAUGGCUGUCCUGGGGAAAGCAUUUAAAGGAGUAGCCUUCCCUAACAAGGCCGUCUUGGCCAGCUUUUAUGAGAGGCGCAUCCUGGGCACCACCGGAGACAUGGCCAGGAUGCGGGAGAUGGUGGAAGGCUUUGCAGAUGACCUGCUGGAGGCCUUGAGGAGUGUUUGUAACCGGGAUGCUGACAUGGAAGUGGAGGAUUGCAUGGGUGUGGGGAGCAUGUAUGAGAACUGGAGAGUGCGUAAACCUUUCGUCUGUGAUCUGAUAGUGCCUUUUGCCCCUCCGGAGCCAUACUGCUUCCGCUGCCAGACCUGGUGCUCUGGGGACUCUUUUCCCCCAGAUGAACAAGGUUAUGGCACUAUCAAGGUGUGCAGGGCAGAUGAGGAUGUGACAGGUUGCAUCUGUGACAAGACUAAACUAGGGGAAGAUAUGCUGUGCCUCCUCCAUAGCCAAGUCAAUACUACCAGGCCCAGUAGUGAGAUGGAAGACCUCCUGUGCUUCAAAAAUACUCAAUAUCUGGAUGCCGAUCAAGUCAUGAAGUGGUUCCAGAUUGCUGUCACCAAGGCCUGGAACAGAAUCUCUCACAAGUAUGAAUUUGACCUUUCCUUCAGCCUCCUGGACUCACCAGGAGCCCUGAAGAUAAAAUUUAGAUCAGGGAAAUCAAUUGCCUUCAACCUCACCCCUGUGGUGCAGUAUGAAAACUCCGAUGUUUACUUCAUCUCCCAUUUCCCUCGGAGCAGCCUGGCAGGAGAUGUCCCCUCCAGCACUCACUGGUUUCUCACCUUCGCAGUCUAUGAGAGGAGGUUCAUCCAUCUGGUCUCCAAAACACUGCCUGCCAAUGCCUGCCAUGUCAGCUGCCUGCAGAUCCUCUCCUUCCUCCAUGGGAAGCAAUGCAGCCUCACAGGUCCAAGCGGGCUCACCAACUACCACCUGAAGACAGUGAUGCUGCAUCUCCUGCAGGCACGUCCCAGUCAGGACUGGGCCCCAGAGAAGUUGGAGGCUCGUCUACAGGACAUGCUGAAAUUCCUGGAGAAAUGUUUGCAUGAAAAGAAGCUCUACCACUUCUUCAUUGGCAAUGGGAAGGUACCAGCAGAGCUGGGUUUCCCCAUCAUAUUUCAGAGGGCUGAGCCUCUCAACCUUUUCCGUCCCUUUGUGCUACGCAGGGACGUUUACAGGAAGACAGUGGACACAUUCCACGAGAUGCUCAGGAACAUGUCUGCACUAAUAAAUGAGUACACAGUGCACAUUCCCCUUGCACACACCAAUGGGAUCCGUAAGGAAUCCCUUUAACCAAAGCCAAACUCUAAGCACAAAUCCAGAGGGCAACUUUCUGAAGCCUCCUGGAGAGAACUGACUUUGCCAGUACAGCUUCUUGUCUGCAGCUGAACCAGUCCUGGGCCAUGGUUCCUGCAGGGAGGGAGAGGCAAGGCGAGGAGAAUAGGUAGAAACUGGAAGAUGUGGUAUUGAAGUAGGUUUCUGCUCCACUGCUGUGCUGGCUCAGUUUUACGCAGCUAGGAAUAUAUUUUUCUAUUGUGCCUCAGUCAUGCUGCAGUGGUGGUUGAGGAACAAAUACAACUAAUUUAUUCAGAUACCUGCAAUGCAAACAGUGGUGGUGGGUGACGGUGGCCAAAUACUUCAUUUCCUUUGGAAGGAGGAGAUAAGAAAAGGGUGGAGGAAUCAGAGACAGGAUCUCGGGAUCAAAGGAGCCUGUCUGCUCACAGACAAGAGGAGCUCUGCGACCGAACAGGGGAAGCGCAACAUAAGACUCCAUGCUUGUGUGGAGAGGAGGAGGGUCAUGCACAAGAUCUGGACUGGAUGGAGAUCCCUAAACCAACCACAGCUUCAAAGGGACUUGCAGCGGUAGUUUAAAUGGCUUGUCCUGUCCUUCAAAAACACCCUGCACCCUGCACGUUUCAUCUCCAGUGGAAGGAUGUAGCAGGGUGCAGGGUCUGUGUCUUCAGACCAUUUCAUUCGAGUCUUCCAUGGUAACAUAGCUAGUGGUUUAUAUUCCUGGCCAUUUUCUAUGAAUAAAUGGACAGGAAUCUUUUUUACCUUAGAUAAAAGAAACAUCACUAUUGAUGUUUAUUUUGGUUUAUUGGUUUGUUUUCCUUACCUUGGUAAGGAAAGCCAAGAAAGGAAAAUGGGGGUUGAACUACAUGAUCUUUUGAGGUCCCUUCCUACCCAAACUAUUCUAAUUCUAUGACUGCUGUAGGUUUUGCUUUCAUAAAAGAAGCAGUUCUCCAAAAUUAUCCUGUAAUGAAGCCAAUCUCAGCAGUCUGGUAGCAGGAGUGAACAACCACCCUCCAAAUGAGAGGGCAUCUCCCCGCAUGGUUUUAAUGAGGCCAAGGCCAGCAGGAUCACUCUGAGUCAGGAGGAGGAGAAGGAAGGGAUGAAGAAGGUGCACAUGUAGUAGAGCUUGGCAGUGCUGUCUCUGCAACUCCCUUGUGAUCAGUGUUGUAUGCCUUCUGCUCCACAUACACAGGCAAAAGCUCCCUUAUAGGGUCUCCUCAAUCUUUUUAAAGACUGCUGCUCUGAUGAGGCUCUGAGGAGCUGCUGCUUGCAGACUGUAAUUUGCUGAGCUGGGAGUGUGAAGGAUUAGUGAGCUGCUGCAGGCUUUCAAGCCAGGGGAGAGUCUUGUGGCAUAUGCUAAAAAAAACCCCAAACAACAUAGAAAUGGAGAUGACUGAAAUCCCUCAGGAAUCAGCAUGUUUGCUGUGCCAGUGGGCUGCCCAGCAAGGUGGCUUUGCUAGAGGAGAGGGCUCAGGAGACCCUCACCCUCUUCAGUGUGCUUUGUGCAGGGUCCAAGCCAGGGCCUCAGUGCAGAUUUGCUUUGUGCUGGUCACAGAAGCCUGGGUUCCAGUGCUAAGGGGCCUUUGCUGUCAUUUUCUUACACUAGAAUUUCCUGCAAAGUUUUACACUAGGGCUUCUCCGAAUCCUGUCGUACAAGAGGGUAGUUUUUCUGUGAGGUGAGACCCAUCAGGGAUGAUCUUACCACAUUCCACAGGUCCCUUUUUAUCAAUCCUCUCUUAUCAUAUCAGAUAUAAGAUUUAAUCCUGUAUCACUACUGGAGACAGCAUACAGCAUGAAGCUUAUUAUCCAGCCUGUUGAUAAGCAAACUCUCCAUAGUCGUGUCUUCUCCCCGUUUUCCUGCUAAAAACCAUUUCACCACUUCAUUGAUGUCUGCUCUUCUCUGUCCCACCACCAGUGAUGGACACUUUAUCACAAAGGCAGAGAAAGCUUUUCCUGUCUCCACACCUGGUUUGUAAGAAAGCACAGGUGGGGACAGGAAACUCUUUGCUCAAAUCGCUGCCUCUCUUGGCUUUUAUUAUCAUGGCUACUGGGUAGUUAAGUGAUACCUCUGAGCAGAAAGUAAGGGGUAGGUAGGAAGUAAAAUGAGAGAGGAGAGUCUGGUGAGUAGUGCCAAUAGGAAAGAGUCUUGGAUCAUCAGUGCUUGCUUCAGAACCUUGGAGAUGAGUGCCUGGGAUGGGAGACUGCCAGGGCUGGCAGAGAGGGCUGGACUAAUUGCUAACGCUAACGAGUGCUGUAAGCCCCUGGCUUUCACUAGUAGAGCCAAGCAAGCCUUCCCCAGUUGGAAAGAGAGCAGGAGCAGUCUCAGGGGACUCGACAAGCAGGUAGUGACAAGCAGAGGUACAGGGAGGGUAGGUCCUAAUACUGGAGGCUGGAGGCUGCAUUGGAAGCUGUGUAAGUUGUUUGCAAACCCAAGCAAUUUGCCAUUUUUACCUGCCCUGGUUUACUGCACAGUGCCUGUAGCAGAUCCAGCUUUGCAUGGGCUGGUGGCAGGCAGGUCAUGCUGAAGAAGUUGUGGUUGGAGUUGCUUCUAAAUGUGUUCCUAGCCCAGCCAGAGAGAAAUAAAAAUUUCUCUGCUGUUUCCUGUCAGGAGUCUAAAUUUAGACUGUCCAAAGAACAGAAACAAAUUUGUGACCCAGGUCUCUCAGGAAAUGACAUUCAGGGUUGAAAAAUAACUUUUAUAUAAGGUUGAGCAGGGGGAGCAUGAGAAGAAAAGGCUGUUGAACAGAAUAAGGUAACUCCCCUUUUAAAAUGUCAGAACAAAGCUUUGCAAUGCCAGUCCUACGGGCCUGUAAACGAGCCCAAACUUGUCUUUACACAGCUCCAAGCACUGCUGCUCAGACUCAAAGGGAACCUAAACUGAUAAGUGGAUUAAGUCUUUUGUUCUUUGUUUUCUGUACUUGGGUGCCUGUUCUCUCUUACGCCCAAACUGGCCCUGAACCCAAACUGAAGUGUUCUCAUGGGGUUUAGUUGAACCCAAGCUGGAGCUGAACCAAUGAAUUUGUGGAUUUGUUUCCACUGAAAGAAAUUGCUUGGCUUAAUUUUCCUACAUAAAUAUACUCAUUUUGCCCUGAGCACCUUUUAAGAGGUCUGUUCUGUGCAUUUAGGCUGUGAGGAAACCCACACAUACCUGUCUGGGGGGAAAAAGUGGUUUGUGAUUAUAAGCUGUGCUCCAAGGAGCCUCAGGGCAGAGAUCUUCCUUGUCAGCCAUAUACCACAGGUAUAGAAGUGUCCCAUCAGAGGAGAUGUGGGUACACAGUGUUUCUUUGGAUCAGACCUCUGCAGUGGUACAAGGAGGCCGUGAUGUGAAGCACAUCAUUCCUUGGACUUCCUUGUCUGUCCUGAAUUAAAUCUUUGCCCAUCAAGUACUGGCCCUAUCAGUAAAAGCCCACAUUUCACAGAAAAGGUUUAUAAAACAGUUCGGCUCCAUCAGCUGUCAGGCAGUAAAAAUGCCCUAAAACAUUUUAGUGUUGCCCAUGUGUAGUUCUGCCUUGACUGAAAUCUGGAUGGGCAUUCAUAGGGAGCAGCUUUAAAGGAUGGAGGUAGAAAUGAGAGUUUGUGGUUUAAAGUGGAAAAUGUUCUUUUAAAACCAAACUGCAUAUGACAUAAACACACAACGUGUCUUUGGCAAUGCCUGCGUCUCUGUAAGACAUUCUAGGGAAGGGUAAAUGGCCUGUCCUGCACCCCUUCCUCGUGUCUCAGUACUGUUCUUGCUAUUUGCUAACUGGGUGAAUUCAACAGAUGAACUCCUAGUGCCUUCUGCUGCUUUCCAACCACUCCCUCCACCCUCAACUUGUGGUUUUAAUAUUUUAUUAUAGGCUCUGUCAAGGCAAUGGAAUUAGUGUUGGCUUGAUAGCAGCCACUGAUCUACAACAUAGCCUCAGGAGCCAUUUGCCUUUAGGAAAUGGGCUAAGGUUAUUGCUGUUCAGGAGCUGAAUGUCUUCUAAGGGGAGCUGUUGUGUGUUCACUCUUUGCUAUGUGGCAGCCACAGAAUACGGCUUUUCUCUCUCCAAGUUGCUCUAUAUACAGGUCUUAGAGGGGUAUAAAGAUGUAUUUUAGCAGAAGGAUCCAAAAGUUUAUCCAGUAUUCAAGCAGCAGGAUUUGGUGCUUGUUCACCAGACAUUUUUAAUGCAAAGCCUUUGCAGUGUUUUCUCUGUGGUGAAGAAAUAAGACUUUAUGCACCUGUAGCAACUUUGCUGCUGACCAUUGAGGGGUUGGCUCUCAUAGGAGCCUACUGAGUAAACAGCUUUAUUUAUUACUUGUCUUUUUUUAGGAUGGGGGGUCUGUGUGUAAUACGUUAGCUCAGAAGCAAAACUGUAGUAUGGCAAUGCAGCUGAGAUGGGCAAUAACACCAGAACUCUCCAAAUUAAGGUCUUCCUUGAUUGACAAUGCUGUACUUAAACUGCUGCUUUUAUAGCAGGACACUGUUGAAUUUGUAUAGAUCUUCUCAUGCAGCUUUAUUUAUAAUAAAGUCUUGUACAAAAUCUAAA
Messenger RNA from Pseudopipra pipra, 10912 nucleotides. RefSeq names its product inositol 1,4,5-trisphosphate receptor interacting protein (gene ITPRIP). Gene Ontology annotation, cellular component: membrane. The coding region runs from base 4755 to 6404 and encodes 549 amino acids. The record is from RefSeq and is a predicted model, not a curated record. The transcript has 3 exons. NCBI's taxonomy places the organism in Eukaryota, Metazoa, Chordata, Aves, Passeriformes, Pipridae. Gene Ontology annotation, molecular function: protein kinase inhibitor activity.